Molecule: messenger RNA, 5242 nt
Organism: Thamnophis elegans (Western terrestrial garter snake)
Lineage: Eukaryota; Metazoa; Chordata; Lepidosauria; Squamata; Natricidae
Gene: C2H5orf24
Product: chromosome 2 C5orf24 homolog
Exons: 3
Coding region: 1376-1993 (205 amino acids)
Source: RefSeq, a predicted model, not a curated record
UGAACUGCCCUGAGUCCCCUUCGGGGGAAAAGGGCAGCAUAUAAAUAAAACCAACAUUCAACAUAUUUAUGGUAAAAUCUGCAGCUAAAUCUCUCCCCCCCCUUUUUUUUUUGCAAUUCUACCCAAGCCUUGAAAUUGUUGUUGUCUGAGAGGAGAAUGUUCUCGCUUCCUUUAGUCUCUAUGCUAUGGAGUCUCUCUCCAAAAGAGAUCCACUUAAAGCCUACUUUGCUGGCAGCAGGUCUUUUAUUUUUUUUAUUAGACCAGUGUGCCUUUUCAUAUAUUUCCACUCUGUUUUGCUAUUAAGCAGUUUAAUUUCUGUGUUUUUAAUUAUCUUUUCAUCUGAUACCUUGUUUUGCAGCCUUUGUUAUGGCUUACUCAGAUUUGAUUUAGUGUUUUUAUUAUCCAUCACCCAGGGAGAUUUUAGCCACAGGGCAGCUCAUAAAUCCUAAGACAUAAACGAAAAAUGCAUCAGGAUGUGGUGAUAUUUAAGCGCUGAUUUAUGCAUAUAUGCGGUUUCCUUUAGCAAGCACACAAAAAAAUAAUUAUAUUGAAGCACAUAGGCUUACAAGUCAAUUCGCUUUAUGGUAUCGGGUAGUAAUUGGGGCUGCAGACCUGCACCCCAACCCUUAUCAGUGCUAAGCUAGUCCUUAUCAAAUUCUGCAGCGCUGAGUGACCCCCGCGUUUCUAGGGUCCGCCUCUGAAGGUGACAGCCUGUGGCCCCUCGCCCUCGAAGUCACCUUGCCCUCUCCCCCUCCCGGGGGGCCCUCUCCCCGCAUUUCGCUCGCCCGUACCCCCGCAGAGAUGCCUGCCAGCUGAGGCCCCCCGGCAGCCCGAGCCCGGCCCAAAAGCACAGCUCGCCGGCUCCGUCAUUUCGCCUCCCAGACACAUGUGACGCCGCGUCCCGUCGCCCCUGGAACGCGCCAGGCCAGGUUCUCCGGGCGGCUGUUCCCUCCAGCGACCGCCCCAGCCAGCGGCCUCUUUCGGAGGCGUCCGCCUGCCGCUCCCUUCCUCCGCUCAGAGCAGCAGCCGCCGCCGCCGCCGCCGCCGCUCCUCCCCCAGCUCAGCCUCAGCUUCCCCCCCUCGCUCGCUCCCGCGGCGCAGAGACCCAGACCCCGGAGCGCGCACGCUGCCGCCGCGGCUCCCUGCAGCUGCUUGGCCCACUCGGUCUCGGCCAGGCCCGCUCCCCCGCCCGUGGAUCUUUCCGGCUCGCCUUCCCUCUCGGUCUGCCCGCCUGGGAGGAAGGCAGGGAAGACGGCGGCGGGGAGGGGCCGCAGCGCCCCGCAAGGACCGGCUCCGACCCUGCUUGAGCUCGCGCUUCCCGGACCAAGCGAUUUCCCCCCCUCCCCAGCGUCACCCCUCUCCGGAUCCCACAGAUAUGGCUGCAGAUUUUCCCUGCCCCAUGAACAUUCAAAAUUUCAAGCAGAAAAUGAUGCACCCUGUUGCCAGUAGCAACUCCCCUUUCUGCGGGACUGGAAAAACAUCUUGCCUUAAUGAUGACAAUGGGACACCCACCGAUCAGUUUGAUUUAUAUUCCACACAGCAAACCAAGUAUAGCCACACAGUUGGGCACAAGCCAAUACCAUGCCAGAGACAAGAUGCAUUAAAUGAACCACAUUUGCAGACCACAAGUAGCAGAAAUUUAGAGACGAAAGAUGAACUUAAAAAAAAGAAAAAUCUCAACAGAUCUGGAAAACGCGGAAGGCCUUCAGGGACGACAAAAUCAGCGGGGUACAGAACAAGCACAGGCAGACCACUUGGGACCACCAAAGCAGCUGGAUUUAAGACAAGUCCAGGUAGACCCUUGGGCACAACUAAAGCUGCAGGUUACAAAGUCAGCCCGGGGAGACCUCCUGGCAGCAUUAAAGCUCUAUCACGGCUUCCAAAUCUAAGUUAUACUUGUAGCAGUGCAGCUUUUCCUUAUUCUGUGGUGCAUAACAGAGGAGUACAUGCUACUGGUGAAACAAGUAGCAAAAUCAAACAACCCACUGAAUAAUAUGUAUAGGUUGAUAAAUAUUUCUCUAGUAAUCAUUUUUAAAUUAUCUGAGUUGUGGCAUGUUUUUUCACUUCUUUUGUAACUUUUUCACAACUUCCUUUCUUAUUUUUUUUAAAGAUGGCAUAUCAUAACCAUAUAAUGUUUCUUUGUUUACAAGUGGAAUCCCCAGUGAUGCCCUUGUGUAUUUUCAAAAAGUAGUUGCAAAUAUUCUGAACGACAAAAAAUAUUGCCUAGCCAUUUUAGUUGAGGAGCUAUUAAUUCAAAUAGCAGAUUUCCAGCUCCCUGGUUUUGAAGAUUGCAACAGAGACUUGAUUAAAACACAUCAGAGUAGAUUAAUAGAAAUCAAUCAUUCAAGAUUGUCUUAUAAAUAACAGUAGUUCUACAAAUUUUGCAAUGUAUAUGAUUCUUUUUUUUUUCUUUUUUUAAAUAGGAAUGAGUAGAAAUGAAUUUUUUCCACAAUUGCUGGAAUUUAACACGGACCUCAGAACUUGUAGAUAAUGUCAAAACUUCGAAGCUAUAUUUUUAGGAAGUUAUCAUUCCAGGCAGCCAUUCAUUGAAGUGCUAUCAGUUACAAGCAAUUCAAAUACUUUGUUAAAGAAAUAGUUUGUAUGCAGCACUUGAUCUAUAGUCUAAGUGCUACUUUUUUCCAUUACAGUAUGGUAUCUCUCUUGGAACUGCUGACUAUGGUUUAUAAAGCCUAAGACUAUACACACCAAAUUAUAAAUAAUGAAAUAUCAGAAUUUUUUUUAAUCUUAAAAGUGCUAUCAAAUAUGUAUUUAUUGGGCAUAAUUAAGGUUAUCUUUGAGAUUUUGUUCCCGUAUUAAUUCAAUUAAUUUGAUUGAUACAUAGCAUAAGCGGAGUUGUAGAAUUGCCCUGUAUUUUUUAAAAUCUGUCCGGAAACAUACAAAUUCAAAAUGAUUUUAUAAUAUCUGCAUAGCUAGCAGCCUUUUAAAAAAAGUCUAAAAAUUUGGUGUAAUUGAAAAUUACACUUUUCAGAUACAUGAUCUUCCCAUCUUAAAAAUAAUUUUGUCAGUAAAACUUCUGGAGCUAAGUGAGCAUAUAUUUACCAAAGGAAGACAUUUCAUGGUUCAUAAUUGGAAAUGAUACAGAUAAAUGCACAAGCAAGUUGUGAUUUGAUGUGUUUAUAGACACCCAGAUAUAUAACAGAUUUAAGGAAUAUAUCUAUGCAUGGAGGUGCAGAAUGAUAAAUACAAUUUCUGAAUUUUGUGCACCUAAAAUAAAUGUUCUGCUUUGAGCUGGGUAUGUGUUAUUAUUUUUAAGAUUGUAUAUGAGUGUGUACGUAUGUAUGUAUGUGUGAGAGAAAAAGGGGGAAAGACAAAAAAUGAUAGACUGUCUCUUCAGUAUUACACAAAUUGCAUUAUAAUUGACCAGAAAACACUCUAUUAAAUGGAUUUCAUAAUUGUUAUUCCAAAACUAAGUUUACAUUUAGUUAAUUCUUAAAUGUUUUAUCUUUAUAUUCACUUGAGAGAGGUUGUAAAUAUUUGCAACUUUCAUUUGGAAUAGACCUCUUUCACAUUACGUACAAGUGAAAAUUAACAGUAUUGAAUUUUUUCUUUGUAAGAUCAAUGUUGUAGCCUCCUGAUGUUUUGAUGACAGCUCUGAUUCCUGUAAUGACAACUUAAGAAAUGGGUGUCAUUUCAUGCCUUUUUUAUCAGGAAAAAAACAGCAAGCCUUCAGGUGUUUCAGCCUAACUCAUAAUGAGCUGGACUUUAUCCUAUAUUUUAUAACAGAGUAUUGAAUUGCUUUGAGGGGACUUUGUACGCACUGGCAACCAUGAACCUCAACAGUACUGGAAGGCUUUUUAGUCAUGUAAACUAAGGCAGCUAAACUGCUACUAAAUUGUUUUGUCUUAUUUUUUGCUCAAGCUAUGUUUCCUUGAGAAACUUUGGAAUUAUCAGUUUUUUUUAAACUUUUUUUCACAGAGGUGCAACUUUCGACACACAGUGCUAAUGUGAGCUAAUUCUCCCUCAGGACAUAUAUUGUACUGUCUCUUUUAUUACACUUCCCCUGCCUCCCCCUUCCCAAAAGCUGCUUGGAGAGAAGCUGAAUGUAAAAUCUAAAAAAACCGGCAUACUCUUACGGCAAGAUACAAAUUUAUCUCAUGCCAGAAGUGUAUUUUUAAUUAACUAUAUUUCUUACCUCCUGUUUUUCUCAUGCUACCCUUUUUAAAAAACUUCUCAUAAAUGAGUUUGUUUGACGAUGCCAUACGGUGUAUUGGGAGGUAAGGCAAUGCAUUAUAGUUCUAAUGUGAUGAAUUAUGUAUUCUGAAAAAAUAUAUGAUGAGAAAAUAAGCAAUUUAUGCUCAUCUAUAAAAUAGAAAACAUCCAUUAAAAAGACCAAUACAGAUAAAAUAGGCAGAAAGGGUAGUUAUAUACUCAUUGGAUUUAUUAACCAGGCCAGGAGAGCACUGUUGGACAUUUCUUGAUUUCAAUUGAUUUUACCUUCUACUGCAGUUCAUAAGGGCCUUGCUAUAGAGAAAACAGAAGUCAGCGAUUUGAGAUGUUUGAAUGAUAAAUUCAAAUAUUUUUGCUACUGCUGUAUAUAAUCUUCUGAAUACAUUGUGCUUUUUUGGUACACUAUCUCUUGUCAUGAUAAACACUGCAACAGCAUGUUAAUUCCUAUGCUUUGUUAUUACUGGGAAGGAAGAGUGUCCUUUCUUUCGAUAGUAUUGAUACAUGAUUUGUAAAGCAAAUGAUAAUUUUAUAUUCUAUAAAUUGUACUCUACAUAAGCUAGGAUUGUUAAUGUGUAUUCACACUGCUCAAAACAUCUACAUGUUGUGCUUUAUCUUUUGGUUAAAUAUAGAUAUUUGUUGUAUCUUUUGAUAAAUAAAUAAUUAAGCAUUAAUAGGGACCUAUACUACUUAAAAGACAGAAAAAAAUGCUGUUUACUUUCUAACUAACUUUACAUAAACUAUAGAACCAAAUAACUUUACUACUAUUUUUUAAGUCUUGCACUGGAUAUGUUCAAAAUUAUUGUAUAGGUAGUACUUUCUAAAUACAGCUUUGUCUACUAUAUCAAAAAUCACUUUUGUUUCAUAACUUUUUAAGGUUACUUAUUACUGAUCAGGAUCUUUGUUCUGCAAUGGGCCAUUUUUAAGAAAUUACACAUUUUCUUUUGGUGUCACAAGAAAUCCAGGAAAGUAAUGUAUAUGGGAUGGGAAAUUCCAUGACCAAUGAGGCAGGAGGGAUUACAGUCAGGGCAUUAAAAGAAUUUUAAAGGCAAAAACU